AUGUCUCUGUCAUCAACAGGUCGUGUGCCGGGGCGUUACUUGCUGCUGUCCCUGCUCUUCGUUGGCAACACUAUCCUCUCAACACACAAAUUCGACCUGGGCAUUGCAAUUUUGGCCAUGACAAAGCAGGUGCCAGCAACAGACGAAGUUGACGUCCUUGUACCCAGUGAUUCCUGGUUCCAGCGUGACAAUCACACAGUAGUGGGACAGUUCAACAACGUCUCUGGCUCUGCUGCGACGAACACCAGUGAGGUAACUGAAGACAAUGCCCUCAUCACAACCACACCUGCAGUGUCCUUAGAGGAGGAAACAGGAGCACCUUCAUUCUCUUGGUCACCUUCAGUGCAGGGUGUCAUCCUGGGUGCAUACUUCUACGGGGUAAUCAUGCCCCAGGUUCUUGGCGGUCGACUGGCGGAGCGCUUCAGUGCCAAGUGGACCCUGCUGGCAGGGCUGCUUACUUCAUCAGCACUGACAUCAGCAACACCGUGGAUAGCCACGCUGGGCGUUGCGCCCCUGGUUGCACACCGGAUAAUCCUGGGAUUCGUGCAUGGCCUGAGUAUGCCAUCAUCAGUUGCCCUGGUGGCACGCUGGGCCCCCCGACGUGAGCGGUCGACUUUUGUGGCGCUGGUGUUCUGUGGCCGGUACAUGGGCAUUGUGGUGGCCACUCUGCUUUUUGGUCACCUGUCCUCCAUGUCGGUGGCCGGAGGGUGGCCCUUUGCGUUCUACAUGUCUGGCCUACUGGGCUUCCUGUGGCUAGCACUGUGGUACUUCCUAGCUUUCGACGAUCCUGCCCACGACCCAAAGGUGUCCGCCACAGAGCUUCGCAAGAUACAGGCAUCGGAUGGAGCCGGUCCACUCAAGGCCUGUGCCACGAAACAGGCACUGCCUUGGCGUGCAGUGUUCACGUCAGCACCUGUGUGGGCCCUCGUGGCAGCCCGGUUCUCCAACCUGUGGGUCUCCAUGCUGCUGUUCACCAAGCUGCCAGCAUACGUGGAAGGUGUCCUGGGGAUGUCCCUGAGUCAGAAUGCCAACUUCAGUGCUCUCGUGUUUGCCUUCACCAUCGUGUCAAUGCUGGGUUCGGGCAUGCUUGCAGACUGCCUGCUUCGUUGCGGCCUGCAGACCACUCUUGUCCGGAAAGCCUUUCAGCUCACUGCCAACUUUGGCGCCACACUGUGCCUUCUGUGCCUGACCGUGUCUGGAACAAACCGGUCACUUGUGGUGUUUCUGCUGGUCAUUGGCAAGGUCACACUGGGUGCUUUCACAGCAGGCAAUGCAGCUGCAGUGGUUGAUAUGGCUCCCAUGUACUCGGCUACCCUUAACGGGAUGAUCACGACAUUCGGACAGACCACAGGAGUACUAGCUCCUUUGGUUGCUGGUCUGCUGUCAUCCUCCGCGAAAGGUGAUAAGGCGACGCAGUGGACACACAUCUUCUACCUCGCAGCCGCCGUGAGUUUCGUGGGCGGUGUUGUGUUUGCCAUUUAUGGCUCAGCCGAGCGGCAGCCUUGGGCUGACCCGGCCGGUGUUGCUGCCAGCAAGCGACAGCAAUCGGCUCCGCUGUCGAACUGUGGUGAUGCAGUGGCAUCUGCCGAGGAAGGCGCCAUCGCAGCGAGUACGGCACUUCUCGGUACACCGGCAUCGCCGGAUGCAGUGGAUUUGUCAACUGCCAAGAAGCUGUGACACUAGUCAGGAUCUCGCAGACUGCUUUGGUGUCGACAUUUCACCGAGACUGAUGCCUGAUGGCAGUGGAUGUGAGCGACACUCAACAACCCGGUGUGAAGACGUGGCACUCGCAAUUUCCAUUCGUGUUUGAAACGUAAUGUUGGUCGAAAGCAGUUGGCUUAGCCCGGUGAUGUGUUGGACUGUCAGCUUAAUGUGCUCUAGACAGCACGAGCCUUAUGCAAGAUUGUGCUAUGUCACGCAAGCUCUACACUUAAUUGAUCAACAUCAAGCACUUGCAUUUGUUCGAUUGAUUUGGAGCACCGUGACCUGAGUCACUUGACAGUGUGUGUCAAGUGACCGUGCCUGCCAGCCCUUACCUUUGAGGUGAGAGUGGGUUCGAGAUCGGGCAGAAUUAACAGUCACACGGCGGGUUCUGCAUUGCUGUGAACUGCAUUGUUGUCUGGCAAGAACCAGUCAAAUGCAUCACGAGACACUGUGCUGUGAGUGCAACUUUUUAUGUCGAGCGGUGUCUUUUUUGUGCACCGUUCUUAGAAUCAUCAAUCCGUUUGGGCUUUCACCGUUGAAUUGAAAGUGAGUGCAACAACUGUCACAAAGUGCCUUGUGUUCACAUUUUUCUGGAAUCCUGUUUGUGAAAGCUGAGGUGUUGCACAGGUUUAGUCACCGCAUACACAUUCUAUAGGACUUCGCAUGUUGCUACUGCUGCAUUUUAACUGGUUGCCAAGACAAAGAACUGGAUGCUGCAGUAUGUGUCAAAUACUUAUGUGGCGAAAUGGUUAGCGAUUCCGGAAAAAACAAAAUCAUUUUUGCUCACCUAGGACAUUCAGACUUGAGUUUUAUACUUAGCCACUAACAUGGUAAGCAGCUUAAAGCCGAACUUGACGUUUCUCGGUGAAGUGAUAUUGGAGUGCUUUAAAAGCAGCUUCUGAAUGACUUGUAAACAUCAGAGACAUACUGUCUGAUUUGUUUAGAUUCUGGGUGUAUGUAGUGGUAAAAUAUGAUCUUGCUCAGCCAUUUCUAAGAAAGCAAUUCAGAGUUUGUAUGUUGUGACAUUGCCUUUUAUUUUUCAUUUCUUUCUCAUUAUGUGUUGUGCCAAGCGCCUAGUCCCAGUGAUAAUGGCACAGUAAUUGUCCAAAGUCAUGGUGAAGGGCAAAAAGAAGGAAAACUGAGAUGGAAAACUAGAAAAUACUAUUGCUGGUGGAAAUUCAGGACAUAGUAUCUUAGGAGCCACUGAUGACAUUAAGUGGCUUUGUCUACUGACAAGAGAAACACAGUCAUUGGUGUGAAGGGUAUAACAAGGCAUUUGUUAUGGGCUCGCCAUUGGUCAUGCAAGUGCUUCAUGACAACAGUAGGCUUUGCUAGUAGUACUACUAAUUCCAAGAAAUUUCCUUUGAUGGCUACCUCAGUGAUGGAACAGUCUAGUACAGAAAAGGUCCUCUUCUGGCAAAAGUCUCUUUUCUGGAUAUAUGUGUUGAUCUUGUAAAUGAGCACAACAUUUUGCUGAAUUGCUAAAUUGGUUUUACAUAAUUACUGGCCUAACUUAGCAUGACAAAUGAGCAAAAAGAAAAGCAGUUCAGCAAACACAAUUACUUGCAUGUGUUUGGCUCACAUUCAUCCUUUUUCUGUUUCUUAUCCUGCUGCCUAAUUAACUUCAGCAACUGAUACAUAUGUAAAAUUGUUGAUGUUAUUGCAAAUUAUUGGUACUUGAGAAGCAGUCAAGCACUUUGUGUGCCUUUAUGUCAUCUGUGGGGUGUGGUCAUUCCUCCAUACACAUGUCUGUUCCUAUUAUCAAAUGCUGUUAUCAGCUUUACAUUGUGAGUAGCUACUGCUAUCGGAGGCAGCAUUUCUAUUUGAGCCGGGACUUGUGUAAAUCAGAAGUGUGCUUUGUAAUAUGUUGUGCUUAUAAUUAUUUUUUUAUUUCUGCUUCUUGGACUAUUUCCUUUGCAUACUAUUCUUUGUCAUUCACAUACUGACACACAGUAUAUAUACAUAUACCGAUAAAUAUAUGCCGACUUAUUAGCCAAAAGGCUGGCAGCCGUACACAUUGCCUUGCAUACCCUAGCGGGCAGAACUAAGCCUUACAAGUCAAACAGAGUUAUGCAUUUUACUCAUCUUUUUUUGCAUUCAUCAUCUUUCAACAUUUUUUAUUACUUUACGCUACCUUACUCCACUGACUUCAAACAAUCAUGUUGCAUAAUGUAUACUUGCACGAGCAUUUUGUACAAGUCAUUAUGCAGCUCGCAUUUUAGAAAUAUUAUUGAGCACACUAAGAUAUAAGAUACCUGAAAAUCCUUUUCAGAAUUGGUACUGUAUUUUGUGCCACUGUUUUUAGAAAGCAAGAAACAAGCAUUUAGGUCUAUAUUCUAGUCUGUGCAAUUUCGCUAGCCAUCCAGAAUUUCUGUAAACCUUUUUUCUGCGAUAUUGAAAAUUUGGUGUUUGUGAUGUCCCAGUAACUGAGUGCCUUAAGAAAGUUGAUCAGCGAUUUGUAACACUUGAAGUAAGUCAUGCUCUUUUAAAGGUCCUUUUCGAGUCAUCGUGCGGUGACCCAAGGCACCCACCACAUGAAAACAUUUUACACUGCAACUUGUGCUGAGCAGCUAAGUUCUUUGAAUUGCCUAAUUAAGCAAUUAAGCAGGACACAAGAAUUAGUAGUCUUACUCCAUGCUGUAGUCAACAACAUGCAUUUGGUUGCAUCGUCAUAUAAUGCAUCAGCAUAUUUUAAAACUCUGGCUAGAGUUAGCUGGGGCAACCUGUAUAUGCGAGCGUCAAAGUGGGUUAUAGGACAGUUGUCGUGGACCUUGUAGAGGUACUGGCAAAUCCAAGAACCUUCCACUGCACUCACGUGAUAAGUUUGGCCAAUUCCCCCAAAUAGCUGUUCUAAUUCGAUAUUAGUUAGCUUGGCUUUUUUUCAUUGUCUUAUUACAAAUGCACCAGAAACUAGGGACUAGCAAGGUCCUCAACAUUUUCUUCCAAAGCUGUCUAGAAUACAAAAUUUUCUAACAUCACACCACCAUACAAACAUUGCAAGCUUAAAUGUGAGAUUCAGAAAAGUGAAGUUUGGCCUUCAUUUUCUUUGUUAGCAAUUAGCAGUUUCUUAUCAAAUAAACUUUCGAGAAGCGUUCCCAUUCCCACUAAGCAGAUAAAGUAACCUUCCUUAGUGUCUCUUUAAUCACUUGAUUACAGAUAAUCCUCUUAAAUGUGAUACGCAAGGCACACAACUGAGACUAAAAAUGUUUCUACUGCCAAGUGCUGUGCCAAAGCUGGUCGUCUACGUGCCUUUGAAGUUAUCAUUGCACUAUUUUUACCAGAUAAAAGUCUCGUUUCAGAUUGUGAGGUACGAUGAGCUGCCAUGCGAAAUCCUAUGUUUUUAAAUAGUACUAGCGGAAGUAUUGCGGAAAGCUCUCAAAAAUAGCCAUUUUUGAUACCGAAACUAAAAGAAGAAGAAAUGCUGCCAUUACCACUUUCUGGAUAGGCCGCACGCUAAGGGUACAAAUCAGAAAGCGCAGCUUCUUGGCAUGACUUCCAGGAUAAGGCAGCAUUGACACCUCAUAGGUGGCAUGCCCAGACCUACAUUGUAACAAGAACCACUCUGCACACGUUGUCUACUAGGGUGCUGUUUAAAGCCUGCUAACAACAAAACUCUACCAUUACCAGCCCUGUGGACUUGCUAAGAUUGCUUCUGUUGUAUAAACUGCUCGCUCAUAAUGAAUUUAGGCAAAGUUUCUUUGCCGUUGGCGUUUCAAGAACAUUUUCACGUGGCCUGGAUCUUUAUUCUCGUCAUAGCCUUUUGGUUUUAGUGGGCUUGUUUUUUAUCAUGGCAAGCAAGGUCCCACUGCACAUAAGACUUAGCAUCUCUAAUUAAAUAUGUGGUUUUGUUAUCUGAACAUGUCAUGCUCUUGCUUUCUUUUGUGUUUCGAAUGGUAAUCAGUUUGUCACUGUUUCUUCUGUUUGCUUGUGUACUUUUCUGUAUGUCUUGUAUGCAUAUUUAUUUCGUUGCAAAUUUGUACAAUUUACUGUGACUGCUUUGCUGCAGUUGUUGUAUGGUGUUAUUGACUUACAGGGUCUGUCUCAAAGGUUCCCGGAAUUUUUUUUUUUUUAUAUAGUCUGCGACACCACCUGUGGGGGGUGGGGCUUUGGGCAGAGAAGUUGGUGGGGGAUUUAAGCUUCGAAACAAGACUGGUCUCGGUCGCCUGUGGGCAGUUGUUGAGGCAGGUCACACUCCGCGCUGAGGUAUCUACUGCACCCCCAUCGAGAAAAACAAUGGACCAGUUUUUGGUGCAGCGUUAUGCAAUCAAGUUUUGUGUGAAUCUGCGUUAAAACAGGGCGGAGGCGAUCGAAACACCUCAGGAAGCCUACGGUGAUGACGCGAGGAAACAAAGCCAAACUUUCGUGUGGCACGAGAGGUUCCGGGAAGGUUGGAAGUUUGUCAAUGACAGCGACCAUUCGAGACGCCCAUCAACAACACAAAUGGACAACUCGGUGCAAAAAGUGUGUAAAGUUCUGGACAAGGAUGGGCGAUUAAGUAUUCGCUGGAUUGCAGGAGAGUGUGGAAUACCCAAAACAAUCGUUCAUCGCGUUUUAACGGAGGAUCUUCCAGUGACGAAAGUCUGCGUAAAAAUGGUGCCAGAAGUCGUGACAGGCAAGAUGAUGGAAGAGUGUGUGUUGGAGUGUGAGGAAUUGCAUGAAUGCUAUGAAAUGGACCCAGAACUUUUUGGACAAAGUGAUCACAUGGGACAAGACGUAGACAUUUUAGUACAAUCCCUAAUCAAAGCGUCAGAGCAGCGAGUGGCACACCACAGAGUCUCCUCGCCCGAAAGAACAAGCAAGGAUGAGCGAAUCGUGAAUCAAGGCAGUGCUCAUUGGGUUUUUUGACAUAAAAAGUACGAUUCACAGUGAAUUUGUGCUACAGGGGAAUACAUUCAACAAAGAGUUUUGAUGUGAAGUGCUGAAACGGUCAUGCAACAGAGUGCGACACGUCCAAAAGGAAUUCGCUUCAAUUGGAUCUUGCACCAUGACAAUGCACCAAGCCACACCGCACUCACUGGCUCCGAGUUGCUGGCCAAAAUAAGUGUGGCAACGCUGCCCCAGCCACCAUGCAGCCCCGAUUUUGCACCACCGGUGUUCUUUUUGUUCCCAAGGAUCAAAAGAACCCUGAAAGGAGCUCUGCAUGGGACGCCGAAGAAGCAGCUGUGGAAUGCGGUUCCUAUUGACAGCUUCCAGGGCGCCUUCAAUGAUUGGGUGAAGUGUUUGCAGUGGUGCAUCGAAGCAGGGGGAGAAUACUUUGGAAAGCUCUAAAAAGAUUGUAAACUGAUAUUGAAUUAAUGAUUUAUAAAAAAAAUUGUGGGAACUUUUGGGACAGACCCUGUAUCGAUAAAGAGUUGCUUGGGGCCACACCUGUGGUUCCUACAAAACAGACAAAAUGGCUAGUCUUUGAUCUGAGAUAAGGUUUUGAUCAGUCACUAAUUCACUCAGCGCCACAUAUGUAACAAUAGGUUCAGUACGCUUUCUCAGGAACAUGCAGUUUUGUUUCUCCUUGGAUUCCGGUGAAAUACCUCUAGUCAAGGUCUUGUUUGUGCAAUUGCAUGAUGAUGUAGCACACCUUGUCUUGCUGCAAACUACCCGCUUGCAAUUUUGUAUUUUCUUUCCAUCCAAGUGGUCUGCACAUCUGUCCAUGCCUUCUCCUUAUUUCCAACAGUGUGGACAGAUGUUUGGGUGUCAGUCGCACGGUAUGCAGUGGAAGUGUACACAUAUUCUUUUUCUCUAUCAAUCAGUCCCUCCCUCUUAAAGCACUCUAAUUAGUCAUUGGUGCAAUGUGUAUGGCGUACGACCUGUUUCAAUUUUUAAGCUUAUAUAAAUAAAGGAGGUGUGCCAAGCCGA
This is a messenger RNA of Rhipicephalus sanguineus (brown dog tick), 7554 nucleotides long. RefSeq names its product sodium-dependent phosphate transport protein 3. Lineage: Eukaryota; Metazoa; Arthropoda; Arachnida; Ixodida; Ixodidae. The record is from RefSeq and is a predicted model, not a curated record. Bases 1 to 1677 code for a protein of 558 amino acids. Gene Ontology annotation, biological process: monoatomic anion transport; transmembrane transport. The transcript has 10 exons. Gene Ontology annotation, molecular function: transmembrane transporter activity.